Messenger RNA from Gadus morhua (Atlantic cod), 2542 nucleotides. It is a transcript of the gene spata7, whose product is annotated as spermatogenesis associated 7. The transcript is spliced from 12 exons. Bases 194 to 2014 code for a protein of 606 amino acids. Lineage: Eukaryota; Metazoa; Chordata; Actinopteri; Gadiformes; Gadidae. Gene Ontology annotation, cellular component: rod photoreceptor outer segment; ciliary basal body; photoreceptor distal connecting cilium. The record is from RefSeq and is a predicted model, not a curated record. Gene Ontology annotation, biological process: photoreceptor cell maintenance; microtubule cytoskeleton organization.
GCAGCGUCAGCAACUUGAGGACGAUGGGGAAAGCCUAGCAACCAGCAUGGCGACGGGGAAGCUUUCUCAGCUGCUUGUAAUCUGGCGUUAGCUUCGUAGCUUUGUUCUGGGAAAAUGAUUACCUACAGCGCACUGUCGAGCUUUGUACAACACUCAAAAUCAAAAUAUGUACACUUAAAGGUCUCCUAAAACCAUGGGAUACAUUGACGUUAUUAUGGAGUCAAAAAGAGGAAGAGCAUCGCCUGGAUCUGAUUGCAGCAGUAACUUAAGUAGCAGUGUGAGAGGGCGCACUCUAAAAACCUCCCCGUUUUGCCCUGGUUCAUCUAGCAAGCUGAGUCAAUCGAUCGUUAAGGACCAUAUGGUAUCACAUUACAAAAAGAUCUACUCAGCCAAAGCUUCCAUUGAUACCACAGUACCUAAGAGCCUGAUACAUAGUGUGAAGUAUAAUGACCAGCUAAAGCGAGAGCAGUUGAGGAGAGGUGGGCGUCCUCAGUCUGCCCACUCUGUCUUACUAGGCAAUGGCAGAGACUCGCGGUCUUCUGAAGAGAGCCGAGGAUCACUUCAAGGUGAAAAAAGUCCCCUGUUCUGCUCAGGAAGUUCUAUAUUCUCCACCUCAAGGCCCAAUACCUCGUUCCACGCUAAGCAGGUAGUUUAUCCAUCGCAUGGUUCUCGGAACCACCCGCACCAGCUUCACACAGCUUCAGAGUGCAGCUUCCGGAGAUCCGAGACCAACCUGUACAGGCAGCAGUCGGCGCAUUCCUCCUUCGCUUUGGUCGACAACCAGAGCCCCUACUCAACCUUCAAGGACCCGAUACAGAAAACCUAUAGCGGGGAUCUGCUCCAAAAACAUUCUCACUACUUCACCCACGACAAACCCUUCACGCCCAGGACCCUGAAAUCAGAUAAGAGUUCAACCCUGUCAAAGUAUCGCUAUUAUACAGCGCCAAAGAGGAACCCUAAUCCAGAUCCCACCCACUCCAGAAUGAUGCCACCACAGGCAAAUCAUAGAAGGAGAGAACUCGAGCAGCACUCAACAUCAGACUACGAUGAUCACACUCAGGGAUAUACUGACAUGGGCUGGUCUGAAGAUGAAGCCAUCGACCGGCAUGUCUUACUGUCUACCAACCAGAGGCUUGCCAGCAGGAGCAGGAGACAAGGCUCUUUAUCAAGGGCUUCACCAGAAGGCAUGAAAUCUCCAAGUAUGAUGAGCACAUCCGCAGAGGAGGAUGAAUUGGUGUACCUAGAAUUUAUAGUCAAUGUAACAGAUGACAUAUUGUCCCGGGGACUCUUCUCUGACCGGGUUUUGGAUCGGGUGUUUGAGCGCCACAUUGACAAAAACAGGGGUCGACUUAAGGAGGGUAAAAUGCGCCACCUUCUGGAAGUUUUGCGCAGGGACUUUGAAGAUACAGGAGGUAACCCUAGCCCCUUUGGUGCAGCAGAAGAACCAAAGGGAAAAGAGAAAGAAGAAAAAUACCCUCUUUAUAAGCACCCCUCCAGUCUCGGACCUGUGUCAAGACAGUCUCACACCAAAGAAGAGGAGAGUAACCUCUUCCCGUAUGCAUCACGCAGAACAAACUGUGAUUCACCAACCAGUGGCGUUUCUUCAUCGAUUCCAUUUCAUCGCUGCUCUCCUGAGCAGGCCGAUUCAGCAAUAGACACUAAACAGAACUCGGAGGAGUUCAAACUCGAUGAAGAAACUGUGCCUGAUUGGUUGAAUGACGGUGGCAAUACAUAUAAAGGAAUCAAGGAGAAAACCCUCCAUCCUCAACUGGAAACCAGUGUGACUGACACAGCAGAACUCCCUCAGGAACAAUGUGAAGCAACCGCUUCGACCAGUGGAGAAGAACUCCAUCUGGACCCAUUGGACGAUGGACAUGAUGGACUGUCUAAAGAUCUAGAGGAUCUUGGGAAAAGUUUGUUUGAGUCUUUGCAUGUUACUCAAAGUAGUGAUCAAGGGUCUCUGAACCAGGGACACAGAGAGAGAUGCUCCUCUCCCAGUGAUGAUGAAUUUUGACUUGCACUACAUUCAGGAAUUGUUGCUUGAUUAACAUUUAUACGAUACAUUAUAUUACUAUAGAAAUAGGUCUCAGAGAUCACUCAUAUUUUCAGCAUUUUGGUGUUACGUACUUUUUUUUUUUUCUUUUUAAGGAAAGUCCAGAUUCUGUAUUUUGUUCUCAUUAAAACACAUGGAAUGUUUUUCAUAGGAAGAGAUCAACUUCAGCAUUUAUUUAUUUUUAGAUGCAUUGUUAGAAUUUCACUAACAAAUCAAUUCGGAAGUCUGGCAGAAUGUUGGAAUGUUAUGUAACUAAACAAGUGAAUUGCAUUAGACAAUUUCAAAGAACUGCUCACAGCUAUGCACUCAGAAUUUAGCAGGUGACCCGUGUGAUACUGUACGAAUCAUGAAGUUGUGUUGAGAAACGUAUGCUAUUGUUAUACCAGGGAUGAAAUGAAAGUGGUAGGCGUAUUUGAAUUCAGUAUUAACUGUUAAUACUAACCUGAUCGCCACCAAUGAAGUGUCUUAACAAUAUAUUUCUGAAACAUU